Monomorium pharaonis (pharaoh ant) is the source of this 2073-nucleotide messenger RNA. RefSeq names its product proteoglycan 4. Lineage: Eukaryota; Metazoa; Arthropoda; Insecta; Hymenoptera; Formicidae. The transcript has a single exon. The coding region runs from base 682 to 1137 and encodes 151 amino acids. The record is from RefSeq and is a predicted model, not a curated record.
AACAUUUGGGCUAUAACACGCUCAGAUUUAUGCCGUCUCAAGUACUAGAAGCUCUUUCUGUAAGUCUGUCAGUUGAAAAUUAACUACUUUGUGCAAGAUUUACAGUAUGAAGAUUUAGUAUGUAGGCACGACCCUGAAACUGAUUCCUGCUGCAGUUUAGCACGAACGGUACCGGCAAACACGAAUAGCUCCUCAUCCUUCCUUAUCGAUACCCGUAUCUACUAGAACGUAUUUAGAAAACUUGCCAUCCCUUAAAAAGGAUAAUACGCACAGCGUGUACUUCACCCUCACGUGCAAUUCACUCAAGGUCCGCAAAGCAUCGCUACCAUUCACCGCCUGCCAAUCAAGGUCAGUUUGCACAUAUUAUGUAACAAAAAGGGUGCAUCGAGUAUUAUAGCUCCCUAAAUGAUCGAUGAUGACAAGUACUAGAUGCACCUAAAAAUAUAUUACUCAUUUUACUCCAUCAUUGAAUACAUUUAGAAAUAAAAUGAUCGUUGCGAUUCUCUCUAGAUCCGGACUUCCGUAAGGGAUGAUUCAAAAGAUGAUUCAAAAAUCAGUGAUGAGAUACCUCAGCCUCAACCGCCACCCUCGACGCCGACCAAAGCCCGUGGCGUCGUGUCACCCUCGUCCGUCGUGACCCCUCAGGCCGUUAAAAGCGGACUGGCCAGAUCUCCGGAAGCCAUGACGCCCAGAAGGCAACUCACGCAGGAACCGGGGGGUUCGACCCUCGCAAACGGGCGCACGUCCAAAUCACCCUCGCCAGACGUGACAAACAACAAGGGCAGCACGCCGAAGGGUCGCUCACCGAGGAGAUCGCCAACUUCCCCGCGUCCACCCAGCAGCCUGCGCGUUAGAGCCGCUGACGACAAGUCCCUCCCUGGCACAUCUAGGAAAACGUCUCCCGGUACACCUAGGAAAACAUCUCCCGGUACACCUAGGAAAAUAUCCCCCGGCACACCUAAUAGAAUAUCUCCCGCAACCCCGAGACAAACGCCGUCCCCCAAGGAGCUGCGUCUUCCGAAACUCGCGCCUUCGCCAAUAUCUCAAGAAGCAAAUCCGGUUGUCGAAACUCACUCAAAAAUCACUUUACCUAAGUUAAUCGAGCCGUCCUCGAAAUCCAAUCGAACGACGUAUUAAAGCUAUUGAAUCAAAAACACGACGGACUUUCUAGCACUUCGGUACAGAGCUACAAACUCCUCACUGAUUCUCAUUUGCAACUAAUGUGAAGUUGAGUUUUUCUCCACAAAAAUUUGAAACUCAAUUCAUAAUUCGUAAUUUAUAAAUAAAAAAACUGUUGAUGACAAAUGAAGAACUAUUAUAUAAAAGAAAAUCUAGAGCAUCCUGUUCAUCUCACAUGAAAGUGCAAAUUAAUUACAGUAACUUAGAAAAAAUAACGAUAGAAAAGUUAAACUAUACUUGCUAGAUCAGAUUGUCUUCAUUUUAUUAAUCUAAUCUUAAGUAAAAAUAAACUUUUUUAUUCUAGGAUUAAUUUCAACUAAAUGAAUAAAAAAAUUAGCUUGAGAAUAAAAUAAAAAUUCGAGAUGAAAAAUAGAACAGGGACUUUCUUCGCAAGUCUUAAUUUUUCAAUUAAACCUAUAACUUCUAACUUCAUAUCUUUGAUAUGAUAGGUUUAGUGGAAACUUUAUGGAUGCUAACAACGUAUAUUGCUGUUCAUAAAAAAUCAAAAAUUAAUAUUGUGUUAUCUUUAUGUUACAAAUGAUUAUAUCGUGUUUCUAAGGUCAUAAAGAAAAUUGAUCAAUUUCUAUUAUUUCUUGAUAUUUGAACAUUAAUAUAGGCAUAAAUUGCUUGUUUUUUUUUCAAGUUUUUAAUUGUUUAUGAAUUAAUGAAAAUUAAUGACUUACAUCUAUAUUAAUGCUACGCACAGUUUUCAAAAAUAUAUAUAAAUAAAAGAUAUAAAAUAUAUUACGCAAUAUACAUAUAAUUAUUAAAAUAAAUAUAUCUGUAUGUCUGAAUGGGAAACUGGUGUGAUGGAGGACAUGGAAGAUAAUAUCAACAAAUGAAAAAUUAAUAUAUGUGAGAUUUAUAGAAAUAAUAAAAAUAUAUAUAUUUAGA